Molecule: messenger RNA, 5527 nt
Organism: Polyodon spathula (Mississippi paddlefish)
Lineage: Eukaryota; Metazoa; Chordata; Actinopteri; Acipenseriformes; Polyodontidae
Gene: bach2b
Product: BTB and CNC homology 1, basic leucine zipper transcription factor 2b
Exons: 5
Coding region: 1378-3819 (813 amino acids)
Biological process (GO): regulation of transcription by RNA polymerase II
Molecular function (GO): protein binding; RNA polymerase II cis-regulatory region sequence-specific DNA binding; DNA-binding transcription factor activity, RNA polymerase II-specific
Source: RefSeq, a predicted model, not a curated record
UCUAGAGAAGUGCUUAUCCAAUUCUGAUUAAACUUGCUUAGGACAUUAUUGAGUGUGUCAGAAUAAUGGUGUUUAUGGUGGCUGUAUUGUCUAUAUAUCAAACCUACAGUAACUAGAGAACCGCUUCUGCAAUGAAACUUGCAAAGGACAUUCUUCAACUCAACCUAUUGAGAAUAUCCAGUAUCUGGGAGUAUAUGGUUUCAGCCUGCCUUGCCGGUAUGCCUGUCCGUCUGUCGUUAUUACUUCUAGAGAAGCACAUGUAAGAAAUUUAGUUAGGACAAACUUUCACAUGAUAUUUAGAGUGUCAGAAUCUGGAGGUAUAUGGAGGCAUCCGUCUAUCUGUCAACGUCAAAUUUCUAUGUAAACAGUGUACUGAUUUAUCAGAACAUCAGCCUGUGGGGAUUUCUAGAAAACUAUGACCGGUUGUCUUGACUGCUAUGCAAUGGGAGUGUUAUUUCCAUCCCUGCAUGUAAGGCUGGUAAAACACACUGUAUUUAACACCGUUUCCUCUGAUUGUCCAUUGAAAACAAUGUUUUGUGCAAAGUUUAAACAGUAAGCAGCUAAUAGCAGUUACUUUGGAAUACAUUCAAAAGAAUGAAAUCAGUCUUGAUUCGUGUACGUUGUACAUCUUUACGGGGAUGCUAAUAUUGGUAUUGCGGAAUGUUUUUUCUGAGUCAUCUUUAGUACUACGUCUGUGAAAUGGUGACUCAGAAAGAGACCUGUUAACUAUAGGUACCGCGGCCAGGCAGGAAAUGAUAAGUUUCAGAAAGAAAAGCCACAAUGCAAUCACUGUGUAUACCAUCGCUCUCUUCUGCAUUCAAUAGUAAGCUCCCCUUUGAACGCAGGCUGUGGUCCUCGCAUUGUGUCAGCGUAGUCCCCAGCCUCUAAUUUUUGGAAUCAAAAGGGAAUUCCAUGGCUGUGAUUGCAGCGCCUCCAGUGAUGUCUGCUGUUGUAAUGAUGUUUGACCUGACUUGUUUUAUAAUCAUUCAGUCAGGCAGGGUGUUGACUGUUGAGCAAAAAAAAAAAUAACGUUAGAUUUCAGUACUGGAAAUGCCUGUAGCUGUUUUCUUUGUUACUUGCGUAAUGACUGGCCCCAUAGUUGCGAAAUAUUGAUUCAAGUGAGUUCAAAUUAAUUCAUUAAAGUUAAGACAAAUCAUUUUGGUAGAUAUUCUUCCUCCGUUUCAGUGGAUGGGGACAAGAAUUACUACUGCACAUACCUAUUGAUUAUUUUUCAAACUAUGGUACACCAGCAAUUAAUUUUUACAAGCAGACACAGUUGUGGAAAAGGGUCGUUUUGACCGGAAUAUGACGUAAGCAGAAACUACAGCCGAGAAAUGACAGAGAACACACAUCAUAGGAUAACAGGGUGUGAGCGGAAUGUCCAUGGAUGAGCAGACUGAAGCCCCCAUGUAUGUGUAUGAGUCAACAGUGCACUGUACCAACAUCCUCCUGUGCCUCAAUGACCAGCGGAAGCAGGAUAUCCUCUGUGAUGUCACGGUGUCAGUGGAGGGGAAGGAGUUCCGAGCUCACCGGGCUGUCCUGGCUGCCUGCAGCGAGUACUUUUUGCAGGUUCUGGCAGGGCAGGCCAAGUAUGAGUCCGUCAGCUUGCCAGAGGAGGUCACUGCCAGGGGAUUCGCCCCAUUGUUGCAGUUUGCCUACACUGCUAAGCUGCUACUCAGCAGAGAAAACAUCCAAGAGGUCAUCCACUGUGCAGAAUUCCUGCGCAUGCACAACCUGGAGGACUCCUGCUUUCGCUUCCUGGAAGCCCAGCUCCUGAGCGAGGAAGAUGGCGUGCUCCUUUGCCGCAAGGUAGCUUCUUACCCCCGAUCCCAGGAAGAUGAGAACUCAGAGGAGGAGCAGGAUGAGAGCAUGCAGUCCGAGACCACCAAGACCGGCAGACUGCUGGAACAGGAAGCCAUUGCUGUGCAGAUUCCUGAAAUGUUCCAGGACGGCAGGGCAGACUUUGAGAAACACGGAGCAUCAGACCUGCCGCGCUGCCCCAAGUAUAGGAAGUAUCAGCUGGCUUGCACCAAGCACAAUAACGAUGUAUCACACACCAGUACCUCAGGUUUUCCAAGCACAUUCAAGGAAACGAGCUCCGGCAGCAGCAGUGCCCCCCACAGCCAGGGACUGUCUUUGGGACAGAUCAAAAACGAACCUCGCGCCGAGGAGGAGAGCAUCUCACUGUGUCUGUCAGGGAACGAGCCAGAGAAAGAGAACGACGGCAUGGCAGAUAUGGAACUGGAUGGCAAGCAGCGCAGCCCCCUGUACGUGGACAGGCCUAAAAGCAAGUCUCCAACGUGUUUGAGGUCUUUUUUAAAAAAAGGGACCGAUCUGUUGGGUUUGCCCAGCACACCACAGCAGCUUUUUACCAACAGAACAGCCUGUCCCCAGGAAAAAGUAGAAACUCAGGGUGACCACAAAACUGACUAUGAGACGUACUCUGUGGGUAUGGGGCUAUCAGUGGCGUCUCAGAAAGAUUUUGCCGGUUUCCAAGUGGGAUUACCAUUAAGGACUCUCUCGUGUGACGGAGUAUGCAAGCAGGAAUCGGAGCUGGACCGCAGGAGCGUCAUUUUUUCCUCAGUUACAGACGACCUACGGGGAACUCCAGCGCAUUCAUACCCUGGAGGGAACACCCUGGAUACAGAACUAUCAGAACACAUGCCAAAGGGUCUGUGGGCCGGUGCUAGCCAGUCCCUUCCGUGCUCACAGACCUACUCCCCCAGUGGACUGCCCUCCGAGCCCAUGGUGCAAUGCAGGCCUCGGCCCAACACCAGCUGCCCAGUGCCAAUCAAGGUGUGUCCCCGUUCCCCUCCCUCGGAAACGAGGACCAGGACUUCUAGUUCCUGCUCUUCAUACUCCUAUGCAGAAGAUGGAAGUGGAGGUUCCCCUUGUAGUUUGCCACAGUUUGAAUUUUCCACCUCUCCCCGGUGUCUCGCUACCGAUCAACAGGAGCAAGGUAUGGCGGGCGAGGCCAUGUAUAACCAGGUCAGGCCCAAGAUUAAAUGUGAGCAGUCAUACGGCACCAAUUCCAGUGACGAGUCUGGCUCAUUCUCAGAAGGAGACAGCGAAUCAUGCCCUGCUCAAGAACGAGGGCAAGAGGUCAAGCUUCCUUUCCCAGUGGAUCAAAUCACAGAACUUCCAAGGAAUGACUUCCAAAUGAUGAUAAAAAUGCACAAACUAACCUCGGAGCAACUGGAGUUCAUUCACGAUAUCCGACGGAGGAGUAAGAACCGCAUCGCAGCUCAGCGCUGCCGGAAAAGGAAACUGGACUGCAUUCAGAAUCUCGAAUGUGAGAUCCACAAAUUGGUCUGUGAGAAAGACAAGCUGCUGACAGAGAGGAACCAGCUGAAAGCCUGCAUGGGAGAGCUGUGGGAGAACUUUUCAUGUCUUUCCCAGGAGGUGUGCCGGGACGUGCAGCUCAGCCCAGAGCAGAUCCAGUCCCUGCAGAGGUACUGCCCAGUCCUCAGGGCAGCGGAUCAAACAGGCGCCACCGCCACUGCCAGCAUCAAGCCAUCUUCUUCCAAGACCCCCUCACUGGGCUCAGAACAAAGCUUCAUGAAUUCUCAGUGCACGGGGGAAAGCAUGCAGUGCUGCACAGAACCAAGCCCCGCUCAGCUUGGGGCCCAGUGGUUGCCUGGCAACGGAUCAGAAAGCUGCAUAGGAGGAGUCUCACUCGGUGAACACGAGCCGGAUACUUACCUAGAAAGGGGCCCUUCCCUUGAACAGUGCAGUCAGACAGUCACUGUGGACUUCUGCCAGGAAAUGACUGAUAAAUGUACAACUGAUGAACAGCCUCGGAAAGACUGUUGCGAAUAACUUGGGCUCUUUAUUCUCCCCCAUGCCUGGUAGGUCAGUCCAGUUGGGUCGGUCAGCUUCUGCCAGUGUUCUUUGGGACUUUCUUUUAAGAGAAAAGGUUGACACUACAGUUGUCUUAAAAGCAGCAAUACUGUUCUCCAGGUAUUCUCUCCUUUGCAUAAAAAUGGGACUUUAAUCCUCACUAUGGUGCUACACCUUGCUCAUACAAGGAACUCAGCAGUGGCAACACUGUUUUUACAUAAUAGGGCAGAGAACAUCUCAGAUUUAAAAACCUCUACGGACCUAGCAGCAGCUCUACUUGUGUUUCUCUCUCUCUCUCUCUCUCUCUCUCUCUCUCUCUCUCUCUCUCUCUCUCUCUCUCUCUCUCUCUCUCUCUCUCUCUCUCUCUCUCUGUGGCCCAUGUCACACCGAUGCAAACUCAGGAAAUUGUUCUGAAUGUUCAGUAUUGUUCAUAAGAUAAAUGACAGUUUCUGGAGGCAGAUCAAGAGUUUCAUACAGCAGCUAGACUGCACGUAUUCAUAUGCAAGAAUCUCUUCUGCAUCCCUCGUUUGUAGCAUUUCUGCAACUGGAACCCUUCAUGUGUCCUGCUACAGAACUUCAAAUUCAAACAUUCCUCUUUUGCCUUUUACAAUAUUAAAGUAAAAAAAAAGCAGUUACUUGGUUAGGUUUCCAUGCAUCAACAAUAUCAUUUUUUUGUACUUAUUUAUAAAAUGUUAGAACGCUUGUUUGGCAGAUGGUUUAAUGUAUAUAGGUGUGGCACUGCCAUAGGGUGCCAUUUGAGCAUAGUGACUUUGGUCAUGUAAAGACUACAUAAAAAGGUUAACAUUAUAUUCACACUAGGCUUCAGCUGAGCGUCGUUACCAGGGUCGCACAGAUGCUGUCAUUUCUUAGUUUUGCUUUCCUGUCUUCAGAAAUGUCCUAGUAUUCUUACACUCAGGAUACCAGCCUUGUUAAAAAUGAGCUGAAAUGUAAUGUAAUGGGUUGAGUGUUGAAAUGAGAAACAGAGAGCAGGAAACAGGUCAUGCGUGGUGAAUAUGAACUGAUUACCUGACACUGAGUAACACGUUAAUGAGACCUGUUAUCUGUUUGAAUUCAUAGCGGGCAGUUAUAUAGGGGUGUCCUGAUGGAGAACAGGGCGGGUCAUGUAAAAGAUUUGAAAGGAGAAAUAACAUGCUAUUUAAAAAACAAGCCAGGGGGUGAGUUUUUGGCCAUGUUUCUCAUCGGUGUAACAUUAUUCAGUGUUCAUUUUAUUUCAGUUAUUGCAAACAGUUGGCGCUUUGGUAUAAACGUAUUAUAAGCUAUGCUGCAGUAUUAUCAGUAGUAUACGUCUCUUCUUACUUUGUCUUUUAUUCUGUACUAUUAGACUUUGGUAAGUCUUAUCAGCUCCUUUAGAAAUCUUAGCACUUUUUUAUGAAAUGCUCUGAGCACUCAAAGCGCAAAUCCGGCUCUACAGAAUGGGGUAUUUUGUAAUCUGGAGUUUUGAAGCCCUGCAAAACUAGGGAAGAAUGCACUUCAUUUGGCACUUAUAGAAAUUGCCCCCCAGUGGUAACAAAAUAUGUUGUUUUCCUUGUAAAUUUAUAAACUUGUGCUAAUUUGGAAAGAAUUUGGGGUUAACAAGGAAAUGAUCAUACUUAGUAUUGUGAUGCCUGAGAUGAUCUGGUUAAGAAUGAGACAGUCAGUAUUUCAAAUGACCAAUCAUUAAACUUUU